This is a messenger RNA of Coregonus sp. 'balchen', 1897 nucleotides long. The record is from the annotation of a GenBank genome assembly. NCBI's taxonomy places the organism in Eukaryota, Metazoa, Chordata, Actinopteri, Salmoniformes, Salmonidae.
CGGAUCUUUUUCUUCUUUGUUUCCCUUGACAACAAACUCCAACCCUGACAACAAUACCUUUAUGUUUUCAGUUGAACUCAGUAGGUGGGCUGCUUCACUGCUUCUGAUAGGAGGGUCCAUACUCUUCUGCUGCUUUAAGAAAGAAAAGUGAGAGUUGACAACGGACUCUUAUGCCUUGAAUCUUGUCUUACGUGACCUUAAUUUAUCUUAGGUCUACCACUUCUGUGUUUGUGAAUCUGAGAGCAGCCAAUAGAUUUAAGCAAUAUGAUGAUUGGUGAUGGCUACGCUUCAUAGUCUUCUACACCCACAUUGGACCCAGCAGAGUAAGAUUGCCCACCACUUGUCUUGACUCAGUGACAGAUGGAACAGGCUCACAGUAUCCACUUCCUUGUCAAAACACUUGAAAGGGACAUGUAGAUGUUGUUUAAGGGCUGGUUGAGGUGGGAUUUGUUAUCGGUAGAGGAACUUCCACCCAAAUAAAUUGCUUUUCCAUUAUUAUGAAUUGCUUUUCCGUUAUUAUUUAUAAUAAAAUGUUAUUAUUCAACUCCUAACUUAAUUUGUUCAUUGGGUGGAGCUGUACAUUGCACUAGUUUUUCAGCCAUGUGGGUAUCAACCACAACCACAAACUGCCUCAAAUAUGUAUCAAUAGGUUGUUUCCAUGAUGACAUCACAGCAUUGAGCAGAUAGAGGUCUACUGAGUGGUUCAGUUCUCUUAUCUUACAGAAGACCUCAGCAGCAAACUUCAGAGUAAGAAUCUGCUGUUCUAGAACUUUGUAAAAAGACUGAAGGUGUCAUAGCUCUAGGAUCUCCUCUGGAAGUUCAACAUCUCAGCAGUUUUGUAAUGUCUUUGUUGAGUCACAUCCUUGUUCCUCCGGGAAGGGCAGGUGUAGAGAGACGCACUCAGGGACUCAGUAUGUCGAUGGGCAUGGAGAUCAUGGGCAUCGCCCUGGGAGUCAUAGGAUUAAUCACAACCAUUUUAGUGUGUGCACUCCCCACCUGGAUGGAGACAACCUUCAUAGCAACUAACUUUGUCACUAUGGAGGUGGUCUGGGAUGGCCUGUGGAUGAGCUGUGUGAAAAGGAGCACGAGCCAGAUGCAGUGUGAGGUCUACGACUCCAUGCCAAGCUCUGUAUGGAGCUCAAACCUGCAGGCCGCCAGAGCCAUUACCAUCAUCGCCAUUAUCCUGGGGUUUCUGGGGGUCAUGGUCUCCAUGGUCGGGGACAAGACCACCAACUGCAUUAAGGGAAUAUUCUUCAUUUUGGCCGGAAUUCUCAUCCUCAUUCCUGUCUCCUGGAAGGCCAGGGCAAUCAUCAGCGACUCCUCCAAAUUGUUGUUCGGAGUGAAGAGGGAACUGGGGGGAGCUCUCUACUUCGGCUGGGUGGGUGCAGCUUUUCUCCUGAUUGGAGGGGUCAUACUUAGUAGAACUCUGUAUACAAGCAGGAUCGAGGUUGCUGGCAUCACCACGGUCAUAGGAUGGAUAAUCUCCAUGGUGCCCUGUGCUUGUGCUUUAGGAAUGUUAGACCUUCUGCAAUACAGGGCACUGGUUCUUCUGUCCUUCUCCUGCUUCUCCAUCAUGUUUGGGUUUCUAGGACUGAUAUUCGGGUCAGGCUGCAUCAAGAGGAAUAUGUCUAAAGCUGAAGUGAGUAACUCUGCCGGAAUAUUGUUCAUCAUGGCUGGUAUUUUCCAGCUGAUCAUUACCUCCUUUGUUGCCUUCGACUUGACACAAAACUCGGAACCUGAGAAUGUCCUACGGAGUGAUGCCCUCAUGUUUUCAGCUGAACUCAGUAGGUGGGCCGCUUCACUGCUUCUGAUAGGAGGGACUAUACUCUGCUGCUGCGUUAAAAAGAAAAUAUUUAAGAAAGAAAAGCCGAAGUCGACAAUUGACUCUAAUGACCUA